CCAACAUCAACAUCCACGCACAACAUCCGAACAGUGCCAUCAAUCUUUCACGACCUGAACGAUCUCCCAAAAUCAAGAUGCCUCCGACUUAUACGACACCGUCGGGCGAGUUACACCUUUCAGAAAAAGCAUUUAAUCGUCUUUGCUUAAGAUGCGACAGCAUGUUCAAGAGCAUCGCGCUUGCAUAUCAACGUGCCAACAUCGCUCGUGGCGAUGACCUUCGGGUGGUAGACACAGAUAAUGUGCCCUUUGGCACCUUGGGAGAACUAUUGAACUCGGCGUCGAAGGGUGAAUGCCAUUCUUGUUGUUCUUGGGUUGCUCAAGUUUUAGUGUCCGAAAGCGCCCACCUUAUCACAGGCCACGACAUGAAGCCCAAUGAGCAAGUUCACCCGUCUCUACAACCUGUCGUGUCGCAAGGGGUGUUAUUGGGGACAGAGAUAGAACCCGCUAUUGACACACUAGUUACCUCUACCGGACGCGAGAAAGCCUUAUGUUUUUCAGCGAGUGUUUCGGUCCACUCCAAACCUGUUUACGAUAGCAUUCGUUUACGUCUCGAUGUUGUGGGCGAAGAUGGUAAGCCCACCGAGCUUACCAAUUGCGAACGAUGUGAAUUACUUCCCCAUCGGGAAGAGCAUGAUCAUCUGUUUGCGGAAGUCCCAAAAAGUCUACACACGGGGAGCGAAGCAAGUUUGGAUCAAGCGUUCCGGUGGCUUGAGAACUGUGUGUCCAGCCAUCCAUCAUGCAAUAGAGUUAGCGGUAUCCACGAGAACUCACAAGGCAAAUAUCCCGCCCGAUUCCUGGAUGUAGGAUGUAUGGGCAGCCGUACGGUUAAGCUUACCGAAACUACCGGAAUGGACUUUCAGAAGCAAAGAUACAUGACACUAAGUCAUUGCUGGGGCGAUUCAGUACCAGCACGUCUUCUCCUAAACAACUAUGCCUCCCGGUUGAAGGGGUUCGCGCUCGACGAGUUACCAAGGACUUUCCAGGAUGCAAUUCUGCUAACUCAAAGACUAAACGUACAAUUCUUGUGGAUCGAUUCCCUGUGUAUCAUUCAAGACUCGCCUGACGAUUGGGUAGCAGAAUCCGCCAAGAUGCAUUUUGUUUACCAGAACACGCACCUCAAUCUAGCCGCCGCUGUAUCGCCAAACUCCAGCGGAGGCUUCUUUUUUCCAAGGCAUCCUCUGUCAUUCGUGCCUUGGCUCAUGAGGCUAGAUACGUACAGCACACUAGCACUACACUAUGAAUUGAGAGGUCCUUCUAUACUAUACAGAAGAGGCUGGGUUCUCCAGGAGCAAAUCUUACCGCGGCGUACCCUUAUUUUUGGACGCCAGGAGCUUUACUGGGAAUGCUCCAUGAGCAAAGCAAGCGAAUUCUUUCCAGGGGCAGGUUCAGUCACAUGGGCGCUUUCAGGGACUAUAGAUAUGCAGUCAACUUCAGUCCCACCGGCGCUUUCAGGGUAUUUAGGGAAUGGGGUGUUUACAUCUUCUCGGAUGAAGUUGUUUCAACGCGAGCGGCUUCUUGACGCCGAACGACUGGAGGCCUGGGCAUCGUUGGUCGCUGAAUACUCCGGUAGGAAUCUUACUAAACAGUCAGAUAAACUUGUGGCCAUUUCGGGUCUCGCAGAGCAUUUGAGCAAUGGAUGGGAUGGCGUUACCUACCUUGCCGGUCUAUGGUCCUGCAACCUUCGAGAGAACCUUCUCUGGAGAUGCGUGGACAUUGAACAAAGCAAAGGACGAAAUACUGGUAUAGCUCCUUCCUGGUCUUGGGCUUCAUUAAGCGCCCAAUGCGAAUUUAGUGUACUUUAUCAAGAUGAACGCCCGGCUGUGGACAGCCUUGCUGAGAUCUUGGAGGCUAUGGUCUCUCCAGUCACGCCAACAAACUUGUUUGGCCAGGUACGAAGUGGCGGAAGGGUCAGGAUUAGAGGCCCAUUGCUACAUGUACGAGCUAGUCGUCUUGCGACAAGCACGGCUUUGGACUUGGAACCAAAGUGGAGGUGCGAUUUGGGUGAAGACAGGGAUGGUAUGGAGGCUUCACCACCAGAUCUGGAGCUAUUUUGGGAUGAAGAAGAAUACCAUGGCUUAGCGAUCAUUUACCUUGCACCUCUCCAAGUUUCUUACAUAGAUCCCUACUCUUUCGGCCUCGAGUCACCUGUACCCUACAUUUUGGACCUCCAGGGACUAUUUCUAAGACCCGCGCUGACAUCAUCGGGACGGAAAGGAACAUUCGAAAGAUUGGGAGUGUUCGAAAUGUCUCAAGAGCUUUAUCCCCCAAACCAGCACCUCUCUAGUAUCGACAGUGCCGAGUAUGAGGAACUGAUGUUGGAAAGUAUUCAUUCCCACUUCCUUUUUCCUCGGCUGCCUGAUGAAUUUGAGAAAGAGAAGAUAGGCUUACUGAGAUCUGAUCCGUAUCUGAACGGCCCAUUGAAUACCAAGCUGAAACACCGUUACUCUCCUGAGCUUGAGCCUGAGCAGUACCCCGAACUUGCAAAGUUCCUUGACUGCUUGGAAACAGCAGCACAAUACAAUCGGGAGACCGACAGCCCGGACGAGAACUUGGGACAAGAUGAAGGCAAUGGGUUCUAUAUAUACGAGCUUGUGUAA
Molecule: messenger RNA, 2600 nt
Organism: Neurospora crassa OR74A
Lineage: Eukaryota; Fungi; Ascomycota; Sordariomycetes; Sordariales; Sordariaceae
Product: TOL
Exons: 2
Coding region: 78-2600 (840 amino acids)
Source: RefSeq, a predicted model, not a curated record